Messenger RNA from Priapulus caudatus, 2248 nucleotides. RefSeq names its product retinoblastoma-associated protein-like. Gene Ontology annotation, cellular component: nucleus; Rb-E2F complex; chromatin. Lineage: Eukaryota; Metazoa; Priapulida; Priapulimorpha; Priapulimorphida; Priapulidae. Gene Ontology annotation, biological process: cell morphogenesis involved in neuron differentiation; neuron projection development; regulation of transcription by RNA polymerase II. The record is from RefSeq and is a predicted model, not a curated record. The coding region runs from base 272 to 2248 and encodes 658 amino acids. The transcript has 18 exons. Gene Ontology annotation, molecular function: RNA polymerase II transcription regulatory region sequence-specific DNA binding.
CAGUGCAAGACUGCCCGAUGGUGAUGAACCUGUCUGUAAAGAUGCUGCCUUUAGCCAGUUUUGUAGAGAUUUAAGAUGUCCAGAAGACAUUUCAGCCAAAGCCUUGGCAAUAUGGGCUAAGCUUUUCUGUGUAGUAAGUGAUAUACAAGAUUUUAAGGUUAACCCACCAGAAUGGUACAUCUGUGUAAUCUACAUUGCAUCACUAGAUAUUAGGGAGCCUUAUGGCUUGGGUGACCCAAACCUUCAAGCUCUGGAACGUGACUCGGCAACUAUGACAGUUUCCCAGCUCAUCUCAGCAGCUCAUGUCACAAUGUUAACAUUCUUUAAGAAGAUGCGUAUUGUGAGAGAGCUGCUGCCAUUCAGCGAACCAGUAUCCUACAGGUUCCGUGCGCUAGAACGUAAAUAUUGCGUCACAUCGUGCCUCUUCUACAAGUUCGAAAGGUUGUUUCCAGACUUAUUUAGAGAAGAACACAGUGCAUUUCUUAUAAGUGGCGAAAAAGAAAAUGUUGAUACAGCUGAAUUAAACACGAACAGAGUGAAACAGUGGAUAUGGACGCUUUUUCUUCUUGCCAAAGAUAGGGCGCUGUCGUGUGGACAUGAAUUGAUCACGGCAUUCCACCUUCUACUGUGUGCCUGUGACCACGUCAUCAUGUCUGUACCAAGCUUCACUCUGCAGAGCCCAUUCGCGGACACGGUGGUGGGAAGGUCGUCACUCGAGCAGCCUCACACGAUCCUGGAAAUACUCGCCGGCCAGACGAACACGACGCUGGAGGAGAUACUGCGUGUUCACGUCACGUACUGGCAGCCUUUCGUCUGCUCUGUCCCGCACGCCGACGUGGCGAGUCUCGCUCAGCUCUACCAGAAGCAUUACCGUCGCCACGGUGAUUUUGAGGAGACGCAGUUCCUCGAGCACAACCCACUGCUGAUGCCGAAACCCUCGCCUCCGUCGCCGGCAGGGGACGCCGCUGCUGCCCAGGGGGCGCUGCCUCCCACGCCGGUGCGAGCUGCGCUGAACACGCUGCAACAGCUGCGCUCGAUCCUCGCCAAGUCACCAACGAAUCCCAGCGAGCAGUUGCUUGCAUUCUUCAGGAACUGUUCGAUAGACACGGGUGAGCUGAUUCAGUGCCGCGCGAGACAGAUGCAGGAGCAGUUCGUGAACAAGUUUCUCACGGCACUGCCGGCGGUAUCCGGCAGCUCCAGCCUGUUUGAGCAGACGGCGCGGCAACGCUACACGGUGGCCAGCAGCCUCUACUACCGCGUGAUGGAGUCCAUGCUACGCACGGAGCAGGAGAGACUGGCCACAUCGGACCUGACGCCGUUGCUGUGCAGCGACUCGUUCCACCGCUCUCUGCUUGCCUGCUCCGUCGAGGUCGUGCUCACAGUGUACGGAGCAACGUCAGGUGCGCUGCUCGGGGAGCACGAUCUCGCGUCGGAGUUUUCCUUUCCAUGGGUGCUCGACGUGUUCGACCUGAAGCCGUUUCACUUCGUCAAAGUGUUGGAGAGUUUCAUCAAAGCCGAGCCGAAGCUAACGAGUGAUGUCGUCAAGCACUUGCAGAAUGUUGAGAACAGCAUACUGGAGCAGCUAGCCUGGCAGGAGAACUCGCCUGUCUUUGAUCUGCUCACUCACUGGGCCGCAACAAGCACGAGUCCCUUACAUCAAGGGGACUACCCCACACAGCUGUUCCGCUCACCGAUCCGGCCACCAGGGGGCACUCAUCUGUCGCCGGUGUCGCCGUCGCGGCGAGCCGGUCACUCGUACUCGCUCGCAUUGUUUCUGAACAAGGUCUGUCGCCUCGCUCAUAGUCGUCUGCAGGCGAUGUGCAAGUACCUCGACAUACCCACGGACGUGGUGCAGAAGAUUUGGACAUGUUUGGAACACGUGGUCACCCAGAAGUCAGACCUUCUUAGAGAUCGACAUCUAGAUCAGAUGAUGAUGUGCAGUGUGUACGCGAUCUGUAAGGUUCUCUGUGAGCGGGAGGUGAAGUUCAAGACGAUUGUAUCCGCCUAUGGGCGGAUGCCCCACACCUCCCAAGGGGUUUACAGGAAAGUUGUUAUUACGGGUUCUUCCACACAUUCGAUCAUCACCUUCUACAACACGAUCUUCAUGCAAGCGAUGAAAAACCACAUCCUCCAGUACUCCACCACACGAGGGCAGCCUGCUUCCCCAGGAUCAGGAAAUGGGGAAAAAGUCACAGUCUCGCCACACACGCCCAGUCAACGACUCCUUGCCUCACCAAUGUACUCGUGA